Messenger RNA from Quercus robur (English oak), 2140 nucleotides. Its product is annotated as protein NRT1/ PTR FAMILY 6.4. The transcript is spliced from 5 exons. Gene Ontology annotation, biological process: response to nitrate; transmembrane transport. The coding region runs from base 210 to 1976 and encodes 588 amino acids. Gene Ontology annotation, molecular function: nitrate transmembrane transporter activity. NCBI's taxonomy places the organism in Eukaryota, Viridiplantae, Streptophyta, Magnoliopsida, Fagales, Fagaceae. Gene Ontology annotation, cellular component: membrane. The record is from RefSeq and is a predicted model, not a curated record.
ACUUACCUGUUCAUGAAAUCAAGCUACCCUUCCCCACUAAAAGUUGUGGAGGCUAUUGCAAGGUUCACCCUAAUCAUGCACUCUUGUACUAUUGCUUCCUUUUAAGCUCUAGAGCUGAAACAAUACCACUACUCUUCCUCUUUGUCUUUCUCUGCCUCCCCUUCCCCCACCACCACCCCCCACUCCCCCACCCAAAAAAAAAAAAAAAAAUGGUUUUGGUUGUUACACAUGGUGACAAAGAUGGUGCAAAUGAUGGAACUGUGGUAGAUUUCCGAGGAAACCCUGUGGACAAGUCCAAGACAGGAGGAUGGUUGGCUGCAGGGCUCAUCCUAGCAACUGAACUGUCUGAAAGGAUAUGUGUGAUGGGCAUAUCCAUGAAUUUAGUGACAUAUUUGGUUGAAAUUUUGCAUAUUCCAUCAGCAAAAUCUGCAACCAUUGUGACUAACUUCAUGGGCACUCUCAAUCUUCUUGGUCUCCUAGGAGGUUUCUUGGCUGAUGCUAAACUUGGCCGGUACUUGGCAGUUGCAACCUUUGGAGCCAUAACUGCUUUGGGGGUGACCUUGUUAACAUUGGCUACAACAAUUCCUAGCAUGAGGCCCCCUUUAUGCGAUAGCUACAGAAAUCAACAACAUCUGUGUAUUGAGGCCAAUGGCCAGCAACUGGCUAUGCUCUAUGCUGCACUCUAUAUCAUAGCACUGGGUGGUGGAGGAAUAAAAUCCAAUGUCUCCGGCUUCGGAUCUGAUCAAUUUGAUCAGAACGACCCCAAGGAAGAAAAGGACAUGAUCUUCUUCUUCAAUAGGUUCUAUUUUGGCAUUAGCAUCGGGUCCUUAUUCUCUGUAAUAGUGCUUGUGUACAUACAGGAUAACGUGGGAAGAGGGUGGGGGUAUGGAAUUUCAGCAGGGACAAUGGUCAUAGCUGUUGCUGUAUUACUCUGUGGGACACCAUGGUAUCGAUUUAAGAGGCCUCAGGGGAGCCCUUUGACUGUAAUAUGGAGGGUACUAAUCUUGGCAUGGAAGAAGAGGGGUCAUCCAUAUCCUUCUCACCACAGCCUUCUGAAUGAGUACCAAAGCUCCAGGGUUCCACACACUGAGAAGUUCAAAUGUCUUGACAAGGCUGCAAUCCUGGAUGGUUUUGCCGGUGCCAGUGAAAACAAAAACAACCCUUGGAUAGUGUCAACUGUGACCCAAGUUGAAGAGGUGAAAAUGGUACUAAAGCUGAUGCCCAUCUGGUCAACAUGCAUCCUCUUCUGGACAGUCUACUCUCAAAUGACUACCUUUACCAUAGAGCAAGCCACCUUCAUGAACCGUAAAAUAGGCUCCUUUGAUAUUCCUUCGGGUUCUUUCUCUACUUUUCUUUUCAUCACCAUUCUCCUUUUUACUUCCCUAAAUGAGAAACUCUUUGUCCCUCUUGCUCGAAAAAUCACCCACAAUGUCCAAGGAAUAACAAGCCUUCAAAGGAUUGGGAUUGGGCUCAUUUUCUCAAUAGCAGCUAUGGUUGCUGCUGCAGUUAUUGAGAAACAGAGGAGGGAAAUUGCAGUUCAACAGAAUCACAAAAUACGUGCUUUCUGGCUAGUACCUCAGUACUUUCUAGUGGGUGCUGGAGAAGCUUUUGUCUAUGUUGGACAGCUUGAAUUUUUCAUCAGAGAGGCACCAGAGAGGAUGAAAUCCAUGAGCACAGGGCUUUUCCUAAGCACCAUCUCCAUGGGUUUCUUUGUUAGCAGUUUGUUGGUGUCUAUUGUGGAAAAAGUGACCAACAAGAGCUGGCUCAAGAGCGAUUUAAAUAUGGGAAAGGUAGACAACUUUUACUGGCUGCUUGCAGUGCUCGGAUUACUGAAUUUCUUCAUUUUUCUUACGUUUGCAAUGAGACACCAAUACAAAGAGAAGCAGCAUAUCAGUACUUAUGACAAUGGGGAAAAGGAGCUUAAGACUUUAAAUGGUCUUACAGUUGAUAAAACAGAAGAGAAGGUGAGUAUUUAGGCAAUGGAGGGACCCUAGCAUGUAUGUAUGCUUUCAAGGGACCCUAGCAUGUCUGUAUGCUUUCAAGGGACUUGCAGUACUAUUUGGUCCCAGAUAUUGUUAAAUUAAUGUGUUUCACCCUCAUAAAUCAUCACAUGGUAAUCGGUCAUUUGAUCCCUAUUAAA